ACAGACAGACAGACAGACAGACAGGCAGACAGAUGUCGAAUUUCAUUGCCCGACUUUCUAGACGAGAGCGGCGUUUAAUAAGCUCUUGAAGCGCACUCCUUCCACGUGCGGUUGGGUCGCUCGCCCAAUCAGAAUGACGGGAACAGUCCCGGAUCGUUCCGCGCCAAAAGCUUCCCAGGCUACCUGAGCUUGUGUGUCCAAUCCUGCUGCUAAAUAACAGCUGUGGCGUCGUUGCCCCAGGCGCUGGUUGGACGAGACCCUCAGAUAAACGGCAAGGUGGAUCCAUCUGGACUGCUUCAAUACAUGACCAGGGUGGGGAGGGAACAGCAGCGACGUACGAUGGAGGGAAUGCACCGUCCAGCCCAGCCGGGGCACGCAGCAGCCGCGGCUGCACAGCAGUCGACCCAACUGUCAGCAACCUACAAGAGCUGCAUGUUGUGUGCCAGAAGGAAGCGUGCCUGCGAUAGCCGGAAACCUCGAUGCAGCUAUUGCAUCGAGAAGAAGCGGCCAUACUGUUUCUACCGGCUCAAAUCCGCGACGAAACCGGGAGCAGAAGGUCCACCCUCCCUAUCUUCCACCUUCUCCGCUUCCUGGGGCGGUGUCAACACGGCCAUGCGACCGGCCAACCCUCCCAGGGUUGCCUCGCAUGGCGGUGUGGAGGUGCUAGCGACCGCUGCCGACAUCUGGAGCAUGCCGACGGUGCCAGAAUAUCCGUCUAUCAAGAGGUGCAGGCUGAGGGCGUCACCUGCUACGGGCCUUGUGGGCAUGAAGGAGAGUGGCUUCCUGUGCGACUUCUUCGGGUGCUUCGGCAUCCUUCCCCUCACGACCGAGAGCACUGUUCGCAACGCGAUGGUGGAGAUCAUGAUGGGAGCGGAACUGCCGCGGAAGAGGUACAACGAGGAGCACUUGGGCGUCCGGACUCGCUGGGCCGAGGACGAGGGUGAGGGCGAGGAGAAGGGGUGUAGCGGGGACCGGACGGUGGUUCGUCGUGGUACGCAACCGGACCAUGCGGCCAUGUGCAUGAUGUGGUGCGCCAUCGCGCUGGGGGCGCUCAUGAGGGGCGUUCCGGUAGAGCAUGUGGAGAUGUACGUCAACUUGGCGCGGGAGUCUCUGGCUGAGUGCUUUGACGGGAGAAGCAUCGAACACGCCAGGUGA
This is a messenger RNA of Ectocarpus siliculosus, 1155 nucleotides long. NCBI's taxonomy places the organism in Eukaryota, Phaeophyceae, Ectocarpales, Ectocarpaceae. The record is from the annotation of a GenBank genome assembly.